UGGGCGAGUGAGCCGUCCUCCGUCUUACACCCUCAUCAUAGUCGAACUGGGCCGACAUAGACGCUUUAUCGUCGUUAAAUACUCCUUAAUUAGCAUGGCCUUCCUCAAGCGGCUUGUGCCUCUUAUAGGCGUUAUCGCCCUGGUGGGCACACCCGUCUCUGGUCAAUCAGUCCCCAUAGCGUUCUGCGCCCAAAUCCUCACAGCAACGACUCCUGGCAAUUUAAGCAUAUACCAAUCCGAUGGACUCUGUCGCGAUUUCUGCGUGGGCGAGUCUGCAUUCGCCAUUGUCCAGUUUAACCAGUGUUGGUGCAGUGACUACGAACCCGACAGUUCGACCCUGGUGGACGUGACCGACUGCGACGCAAAUUGUCCUGGCUACCCCAGUGACAAGUGCGGUGCCGACGGAUUAUGGGGAUAUAUGUCCCUGGACAGGAGACCUGUCGGGACAACGAGUAUUGGUAGUCAAACUACCACCACCGCGCCUCCAGACUCAACGCCGACGGCUAGUUCCACUCUGGCCGGGACGAUUUCCACAGUGACAACUGGCGGAAUUAGGGAGACGAUUACUAUAAUACCUACAGUUACAGAUAGUCCCAGCGCGGAACCUUCAGACAACUCGAAUGAGCCAGUGCCUAGUCAACAAGGGCUCUCCACCGCUGGGGCGGUCGGGAUUGCGGUCGGGGUAUUCGGUGCCGUGGCCAUCGGCGUCGCAGUCGGCGUCUUUUACUGGCUCCGACGCAGGAGACAGCAGCAAGAAGGGGGCAUGGCGGAUCUACCAGGCAGUCACCGAGGGAGCUCAGCCGGCAUGAUGGGCACCCCGACGACCGCGAUGGCCUCCGUGUGGGAUGGCGAUAGCGGAACAAACGGACGAAGGAAUAGUCGAUUUAUGCCCCAUGAUCCUCGCAUGGACCCGUACGCAGCCAACAUCUACAGUCGUUUCGAAAAUAAGAGUCACGAGAGCGUCAACACGCUGCAAGACAACCAUGACUAUUCUCGGAAAGUACUUCGAACUACCAACCCAGACCCUCCGGACGCCGAGCAAAGCUAGAUUUCCGAUCAUCGGAGCAGGCUAGAUAACGACGCACACGAUUCUUUCGGUCGGAUUUCAGUAUUGGGUCACAGCAUUGCAUUUGAGAUACCAGGAUGGCGUUUACAGGAGAAUGAUCUUCUGGGAUAAAAAUUUACAGGUUUUCUGUCACACACACAUACACAAGGCAUCCUAGUUUCGUGAUGUCGGAUUUUAUUCUCGUUCGAUAUUUGUUUUCUCGGCCCCGUACACGAAUCCCUUCCGCAAAGGGGCCUCGCAUGGCGGCGGUAUCGACGGU
Molecule: messenger RNA, 1325 nt
Organism: Durotheca rogersii
Lineage: Eukaryota; Fungi; Ascomycota; Sordariomycetes; Xylariales; Xylariaceae
Exons: 4
Coding region: 95-1048 (317 amino acids)
Source: RefSeq, a predicted model, not a curated record